Molecule: messenger RNA, 2664 nt
Organism: Nannospalax galili (Upper Galilee mountains blind mole rat)
Lineage: Eukaryota; Metazoa; Chordata; Mammalia; Rodentia; Spalacidae
Gene: Zdhhc18
Product: zinc finger DHHC-type containing 18
Exons: 10
Coding region: 1-1098 (365 amino acids)
Biological process (GO): peptidyl-L-cysteine S-palmitoylation; protein targeting to membrane
Cellular component (GO): Golgi apparatus; endoplasmic reticulum
Molecular function (GO): protein-cysteine S-palmitoyltransferase activity
Source: RefSeq, a predicted model, not a curated record
AUGCCGGGCCCGGACGCAGGGGGCGCUGUGGCGGGAGGCCGCGGCGGUCCGGGGCCCGCGCCGAGCGCAGUGCGCUGCAGCGGCAGCGGCAGCGGGAGCCUGGGCCGGCCGCGCCGCAAGUGGGAGGUGUUCCCGGGCCGCAACCGCUUCUACUGCGGCGGCCGCCUCAUGUUGGCCGGCCACGGCGGCGUCUUCGCGCUCACGCUGCUGCUCAUCCUCAGCACCACGAUCCUCUUCUUCGUCUUCGACUGUCCCUAUCUAGCCCGAGAACUGACCCCGGCCAUCCCCAUCAUCGCUGCCAUCCUCUUCUUCUUCGUCAUGAGCUGCCUCCUGCAGACGAGUUUCACCGACCCUGGCAUCCUGCCCCGGGCCACCGUCUGUGAAGCAGCUGCCCUGGAGAAACAGAUCGACAACACAGGCAGCUCCACAUACCGGCCGCCCCCUCGGACCCGGGAGGUGAUGAUCAACGGGCAGAUGGUAAAGUUGAAGUACUGUUUCACCUGUAAGAUGUUUCGGCCUCCCCGGACCUCACAUUGCAGUGUCUGUGACAACUGUGUGGAACGAUUUGACCAUCACUGCCCCUGGGUGGGCAACUGUGUUGGGAGACGGAACUACCGCUUCUUUUAUGCGUUUAUUCUCUCCCUCUCAUUCCUGACGGCCUUCAUCUUUGCCUGUGUGGUCACCCACCUGACGCUGUGUUCUCAGGGAGUCAACUUCCUCUCCACUCUGAAGAAGACACCGGCGAGCGUGCUGGAAUUGGUGAUCUGCUUCUUUUCCAUCUGGUCCAUCCUGGGCCUCUCAGGGUUUCACACUUACCUCGUCGCCUCCAACCUGACAACUAACGAAGAUAUCAAAGGCUCGUGGUCCAGCAAGAGGGGUGGUGAAGCCUCUGUCAACCCCUAUAGCCAUAAAAGUAUUAUCACUAACUGCUGUGCUGUGCUGUGUGGCCCCCUACCUCCCAGCCUGAUUGACCGGAGGGGAUUUGUCCAGUCUGACACCGUGUUGCCCUCACCUAUCAGAAGUGACAAGCCCGCCUGUGGAGCCAAGCCAGAUGCCAGCAUGGUUCCCACAGCCGUGGGCCCUAGGUCUCCCAGCUGAUCAGUGGCAGGAGUGAAGGAGAGCCACAGUCUCUGGAGGCCACCAAGGGGACCAUGCCAAGUUGCCGCCUGUGCCUGGACAGGCACCAUUGAGUGAGGGUAUGAACUGAGCCCGAAGCCUUCCAGCUGGAGCCCUGCUUGGGCCCUGCUGAACCAGGGGUCUUGGGAAACAGGACCACAGGCCUCUGGAGAAACACAUUGACCAGGGGACAGGACGCUUCCAUGGGCUGCUUUGGUUUGGGGGAUCCCGCAUUUCCUUUCUAUGAUCAUUAUUCUUUCUUCUGUUGGGCUUUUUGGUGGGUUUGAGGAGUUUUGAUGAAGUUGGCCAAUAGGGUAGAGCUGGGUUGCCAGUAGAGCUGGCAGAGGCAGGAGGGUAUGGGUAGACUGUCAAGAGGAAGCCAAACCAGCCGGCUAGUCCCUCAGAUCCUCAGCUUUGGUAGAGUCCUGGACAGUAUUGCAGGAGCAGGGACCUUGCCUUCCCUUGCCCUUGGAGGCUUUCCAAAGGAUCCCUACAUGUGCCCCCCAUCUCUCCCAAGUGGGGUAGGGGUGGAUGGGUUAGCCAUGCUGGCAAUACUUGAAACGGGUUUAUUAAUGCUAGAUAUUUUGCACAAUUUUAUAGAUCUCUUUUCUGCAUAGACUUUUUUAAAUGGAAGGAGUCAGCCACAUUACUGUCUGUGUAGUGCCAAGUCAAGGGUUGGUUUUAAUAAGUUUAUUACAGUAGAUCUAGCUGAGAAUGAGUGUGGGGUGUGUGUGUGUGUGUGUGUGUGUGUGUGUGUGUGUGUGUGUAUGAGCAUAUUCAUGUGUGCUCUUGUACAAAUGCAGCUGGCUCCUACAUCCCCUUGGGCUGCCCCGUUUCCCCAUUCCCCUCAGAAGCAGCCUGAGCCAUGGGGACAGAGAGGGUAUGCUUUAGUCACAAGAGAAUCCUUUUGGGGCUCAACCCCAUCUUUUCUUCCUCCAUGGGCUUCAGACAGCCAGUGACUAGGAAAUCCUAGCCUCCCAGCCCCCAGGUCAGGCUUCAAGCUGUGACCUGCCCAGACAGGCUGAGGAUAGGUGUGCUGGGUGGGGUGAUGGCUUUGGGGAGCGGUUGCCAUCCUCCAAGCCACACCCCCUCCUUGGAUUCUGCUCUGAGUAUAGACCUCAGUGCCAGGUACUGGAGGACAAGGGGUUUUCUGCUAACUGGGGGAUGAAGGGAGCAGGGUAGGCCAGGAGGCAAGUAUGUGUUAGCCAGCACAUAGUAUGCCCUUCCUCUGCGGGGACCUGUAGUUUCUAAUCAAAAUAGAGUAUUGUCCUUCUAGGCAUCUCCUUGGCCCUUCAGGUGUGUUGAAGCCCUUGGAAUGUGACAGGAAAUUACUAGAUCUUUCUCUUUACUUGCUCUGAGGGAAGUGGUGGCCAUAGAGGUUCCCCAGGAGAAGCAGUGUCUCCCCAGCCUCAGAGCCCUGGGCCAUCCUGCAGUGGUCCUUGGAGGGAGAGAGGAAGGGGCUGGAGGAUGGCUCCCCCGCCUGCCUUUUAUUUAAACCAGUGUUCUUUGUUCCUGCUUGUAAUAAAAUUUCUGUUUUUUAAGAGCUGA